AUGCUGCGGUUCGUGUGGCACGCUGUCCUAGUGCUGUUUUUUCCAUCUUUUGCCAGGAUACCAUCAGGAAAAGCAAACCCUACGGACACCAUUGAGUUUAGAGAAGUCCUGCCAGGUCUGCUAGAAAAUCAUCAUGCCAUUCCAAAGACAGACGAAGAUCAGCAUCGUGCGGCAGAUACAGAUCAUUAUCUAGGAAGAGACGUUACUCUCACCAGCGAACCUAGGUUCAGCCAGGAUAAUGUAACCCUGUAUGAAUAUGAGGCCUACACCAUGAUCGGACUUCCUGAAAAUAACUUUGGCCACACUGGAAUUAAUUUGCUCGCUAAGCUGGAGAUCAGGCCCCAUGGUGAAAGGACAUAUGAAAUUCAGGCUAUGACUAUUAACAUGAAAGAGAUUACAGGUGCGUGGCCCAAAAAUCGAGUCUCUCGUGCCUCUAAGCUGAGUCAGACUUUGUCUGACCAGUUUGUGAGAUCCGUCAGGUUUGAGGAACGCAAUGGACUUAUUGGAGACAUCUUUGCCCCUAGCAAUGUGUCGGAGACUGUCCUCAACUUGUAUAGAGGAAUGCUCAACAUGUUCAAUGUCAAAAUGAAAAAGUCCCGGAAUGUGCACGACCUGCAAGAGUCCAGCGUUGGGGGUGUCUGCGACACCAGAUACAAGGUUCCAGAGCAGAAGGGAGACCAGCUGCUUGUUGUAAAAUCCAUAGACUUCAACAACUGCCAAGACAAAGUAUCCAAGAACGUUGGAAUGGCUUUCAUGGAUCAUUGCGAACCUUGCCAAAGGAUGCACAGAAAUGUACGUAAUGCUGCAACAUCCACCAUCAAGUUGAAAAACAACAUCAUCCAGGAAGUCGUCUUAGAACAGACCAUAUACUAUACUACAUCACAGGAACGUAAUGGUAGUGCCAUAAUGGAAGCUAAGCAAGUCCUGACCUGGGCUGGAACCAGAAGCAGCCAAUCAAACCCCCCUCAGAUUCAGUACCAGAAGCGCUGAAAUCUCCACUACAACUUUACUGAUGAAAUAUACCAGAUUCCAUUUGUUCUUCUAAAGCCUAAAAGCCUUGAAGCUCAGAUUGAGCAAACUAUACAACACAUGGUACAAUACAACCAGGGGAAGAUCCACCAGGAUGUCUCAGUGAAAUUCAUGCAACUAAUUCAGCUGUUGCGCCAUGCUUCUCCCGAGAUUCUACAUACCGUAUGGAAGCAAUUUGCUCAAAAGACAAGACACAGAGCUUGGUUCUUGGAAGGUCUUCGCAUGGCUGGAACUGUAGACAGCUUGAAGUUUGCUCAGCAGAUUUUUCACAGUGGAGAACUCACUGAUACAGAAGCAGCUCUAUUGAUUCCCCUUGCAAUGCAUGUUACUAGAGGCAGCCAACAGGCCUUGGAGAUCUCCAAAAACCUAAUCCAAGACCCCAAAAUCCAGAAAAACCCAACAUUGUACAAACGCACAGUCCUGGCCUAUGGCUCAAUGGUCAACAAAUACUGUCUUCACCUGCCCACUUGCCCCGAGCCUGCUCUGGAGCCCCUCCAUGAUUUGGCUGCUGAUGCCCUCAGCAAGGUCCAUGAAGAGGACAUGACUUUGGCUCUGAAAGCUCUUGGUAAUGCCGGUCAGCUCCAAAGCCUCAAACGUAUCCUAAAGUUCUUGCCAGGCUUUUCUUCCAGCGCUGCUCAGCUUCCAAUCAGGGUCAAGGUUGAUGCAGUCAUGGCUUUAAGAAACAUCGCCAGACGGGAUCCACGUAAAGUGCAAGAAAUUCUUAUGCAAGUCUACAUGGAUCCUGAAGUUCACACUGAAGUGAGGAUGAUGGCUUGUUUGGCCUUAUUCGAGACCAAACCCGGCCCUGCUAUGGUCACCAACAUUGCCAAUGUGGCUGUCAGAGCAAGCAAAGUUAACCUACAGCUUGCGAGCUUUGUCUAUUCUCAAAUGAAAGCCUUGGCCAAUAGCAGCGUUCCCCAACUAGAACCUCUGGCUGCUGCUUCCAAUGUCGCUCUGAAGCUCUUCAAUCCAAACAUUGAUAAUCUGGGUUACCGUUUCAGCAAAGUCAUGCGUAAUGACACAUUUAAAAAUUCUCUCAUGUCAGAAGCUGCUGUAAAGAUCUACGUUAUGAACAGUCCAAAUACUCUGUCCCCUGUAUUCAUGCUUGGAAAACUGCAGGCUAACAUUGGCGGUUCACAGGUUGAUAUAGGAGAGGUUGGUAUAAGAGCUGAAGGACUUACUCAUAUCAUGAGACGGCGAAAUAUUCAAUUUGGUGAAUUGCCAACGCCUAAGAAGAUCAGCCAGAUUCUGAACUUGUUAAAGGGAUUAAAAGCACAGCCUUCCCAGAGCCCAAUGUUCUCUGUGUACAUCAAGGUCUUUGGUCAGGAGUUGUCAUUCAGUGAGAUCAACGGAGCCCCCAUCCAGCCUAGAACUCGGGCACUGAACGUGCCAGCAGAAAGGCACGCUACCAUCAAGAACAUCAUCAUCAAGCUUUUGAAUGGCUUGAUCAGCCAGUUUGCCCGUGCAGUAGUUGCUGUGGCAGCCCACCACAUCACACCCACCACCAUUGGUUUGCCAAUGGAGAUCAGCUGGUAUACCACUGCUGAGGGAAAUUCCUCAGUCAACUGUAUGUACACCUGA
Nanorana parkeri is the source of this 2610-nucleotide messenger RNA. Its product is annotated as vitellogenin-A2-like. Gene Ontology annotation, molecular function: lipid carrier activity. Gene Ontology annotation, biological process: lipid transport. Lineage: Eukaryota; Metazoa; Chordata; Amphibia; Anura; Dicroglossidae. The record is from RefSeq and is a predicted model, not a curated record. The transcript has 17 exons.